Messenger RNA from Sclerotinia trifoliorum, 2453 nucleotides. NCBI's taxonomy places the organism in Eukaryota, Fungi, Ascomycota, Leotiomycetes, Helotiales, Sclerotiniaceae. The record is from the annotation of a GenBank genome assembly.
AAUUUCACUUCAUUUACAUUUUUAUACCAAUUUGAAGUUAAAUUUCUUUUUUGGUGAUUAUUGAUUAUUGAUUGUGGUAAUGAACCCAACAGGUAAACAAAAAAGGUACCAUGGUAAAACAUCGGGCUUGUGAUGAGUGCAGUGAGUAACUCAGGACUAGAAAGAGUCAACCUUCAUGCAAUGGCUGAUGAGACGAAUGUAGGAGUAAGAAAACUUGCUUGCUCAAAGGACCCAAGUGGAUGUGAAAGAUGUGUGCGAGAACACAUAACAUGCCAUUAUUCUGACCAGAAACCAAUGGGAAGACCGAGAAAGCGGCAAUUCAUCGAAACUAUUACAAAUGAACCCAUCAAUGUACAUGGCCAGCUACAACCUCUUCCCGAUGAUGGCACACUGCCCCCUUUCUUUGGCGAUGAAUUUGACUAUUUCGAUGGUGCCAACUUUACCGAACCAUAUUUUACCGAUUCGAAUUUCAAUGAAUCUGGAAAUGCCCAACAGUUUACACAAGCUCUUCCUCUGGACACCCCAAAUUCUCUUUGGGCCUCGGAUGCAGAGGGCGGCCAGGGUAUAUGGCAAUUCGAGGAUGCCGAUAUACGAGGCGUGCCUCCUAUCGAUUUCAAUAAUAUAGAUAUGCAUAAGUCGAGUGAAACUCAACCGUUAGCCAACCAAGUGCUUGAACCAUCAACAGGAGCAAAUCCUUCAUCUCCGUCGCCUAAGAGAAGUGAUGGCCCAUCUCCAGUUUCAGGCGAUAAGUGCAGCUGCUUAUCAUCAAUGUAUUUGUCACUUUCAGCAAUGCAACAAUUCCCAAGUGAAAUUGAUGAAGCUUUAAAGGUCGUUCGUGGCGCCAGUCUUGUGGCAUCAAAAGCCAUUUGGUGCCCUUCAUGUGGUGCGAUAGCUUUAAAUUCACCUGUACCUCCUAUUGAAGCCUUCCAAAACACGAUGCUUAUUGGAACCAUAUUACCCAUCAUAGCCAAUGGGUACGGUCGCUUAUUGAAGAUGGUUGAUGAAGCGACUGCUGAGGCCAUUGCCAAAGGUCAAACCAAAAUCUUUAGAUGUCAUGAUUCAGAUGGAUUAUAUGAGCACCGGAAGCCACUUUUUCAGGCAGCAAAUUGUAUCUAUGAAAUAUUCCCUAUGGCAGACAGAGAAAUGCAACCAGCAGAAUGGCGAACUACCGUGAGAGCUUUAUUGCGAGCCGACAUUUAUGGUCAUGAGCAACCUGGAUACAAGUAUAAGGGGCUAAAAGAUAUCAUCUCCGAGAUGGAGCAACGACAGAACGCUCGUCAUAAUAUAUUGGAUGCACAAGUAGCAGCUGGUGUGCGAUCCCUGGAGCAUGACCACUUUCCGGAUUUGAAGACCGCAGAUUCGGCCGCUAAACAAUGCAAUGGAGAGAGAAUAAGAACUUGUCUGGAAAUUCUCAAAAUAGCUAAGAUGGCUGUGGAUAGCAUUGUUAUUGCGUGAUCAGAAAGUGAUUUGCAAUAUGCUUUUGAAAUUUUGCUUCGCAUAUUCAAAUCAAAGUUGAUCAUUGAGUUACUAUAUUAAGAGACUGCGGAGUAUUGGACUUGGUUUACAUUGUUUUGAGCACGCUUCAUUUAUCAAUCAUAAGCUUCAGCUGACGUUGAUUGCCAACCAUCUAAUAUUUUAUCCUCAAUUUCAUGCUAUCUAGACGACACAACCACAAAAGUGUCUGAUAGGCUACCACAUUUCAGUGUGGGAGGCAAAUAAAGAGGGGUAGGUCCAUGGUUGGCUAAUUGGCUUUUGACCACAAUCUAUUUCGGAAAAUGAAGAAUCGGGUGGUAGCCUGAGCCAAAAAGGGUCGCUUGAUUCCUUGAUUUGCUUCUCACACAGCUUAUCUUUACAUGUUGAUUUGCAGUCCCCCUUUAACGAAUUAGGACGUCUCUCAAGGACAUUUAGAUGAGCGACAACGACAGAAAUAGCAUCAGACAGCGACCCCAUUUCUCAAGUCAGUAUUCUGUGCAAGAUGCUUUUUCGUAUCCAAUUUCCCAGGGAUAGAAAAGAAUUCAUUCUGAAAAGCAAUCAUGAUAGAGACAUUGAAUUUUACACUUCACGCUUGUUUCUACUUACACUUGCUUGGGUCUACCUGCUCGGUACUAUCUAAUUAUUGCAUUCAACAUCCUCAUAACAUCAUAGGCGAGGAAUACAGUUAGACCUUCAGAUUAGACCUGGGCAUUCAGAAUCCAUGAGAGGCAGAAGAGAUAAAUUGGAAACAGCCCUCACAAAUAAUAGCCAGUGAUUAGGUACUUACCGAACCAUGGACUCUCAAAGCAAUGCUAACUCUAUUCACUGGAGUAUUUGGGCAGGGUGCCCAACAAUCUGACUAGCAUACUAAUAAAUAUGAGCGAUUAAUAUCCGGGAAAUAUUGAAUAUUUGUAUGUAAUCCCUCACUUAAUGCUUAAAAUUCAAUACCAGGUAUUUGGAAGGUAUAAAUUAUUCGGGAC